Molecule: messenger RNA, 710 nt
Organism: Prunus avium (sweet cherry)
Lineage: Eukaryota; Viridiplantae; Streptophyta; Magnoliopsida; Rosales; Rosaceae
Product: stellacyanin-like
Cellular component (GO): plasma membrane
Molecular function (GO): electron transfer activity
Source: RefSeq, a predicted model, not a curated record
AUAAGUAGUCGACAUUACAUGAUUCAUACACCAAAACAUUUCCAAAAAGAGAAGAAAAGUAGAGAGCCAGGGACGACCUAAAGCAGAACACAGCAGCACAGAGAUGGCUAAUCAGAUGGGCUUACAUGUUGGUUGCUUGCUUCUUGUUGUUGCGGUGACCCUGUUGAAGGGUGCCGCAGCUGAAAAUUACACUGUUGGAGACGAUUUAGGCUGGAACAUUCCUCCAUUGGGCUCUAUAGCCUAUAAAACCUGGGCUAACAAAAAGAGCUUUCAGAUUGGUGAUACAAUAGUAUUUAACUGGACUGGGUCACACACAGUAGCUGAAGUAUCAGAGGCUAAUUACGGGAACUGCACAAAGUCGAAUCCUUUGGCUUUGUAUGAUUCAAGCCCUGUACCAAUUACACUGACGUCCAACUUGACCCGAUACUUCAUAUGCACGGUAGACGAUCACUGCAAAGGUUUGGGACAGAAGGUGACUAUCAAAAUUGGAGGAGAUGAUGAUUGGGGGAACAGCGCUUAUUCUCCCACCCUUAAUAUUGCUGCCUUGUUGUUCUGCAGUGCCAUAGCAGCUUUCUUCUUGAGCUUCUAAUUAAAUCAAAUGUACCAUGUACUGCCUCAUAUAUGUUCUUGUAAUUGGCAGAAUUUGUUGUGUUCAUCCUUUUUGUUUUUGUUUUUGUUUUUUGGUCGAAAGUGUUCAUCCUUUUUGUUAA